Messenger RNA from Eublepharis macularius, 912 nucleotides. Its product is annotated as olfactory receptor 13H1-like. The record is from RefSeq and is a predicted model, not a curated record. Gene Ontology annotation, molecular function: olfactory receptor activity; G protein-coupled receptor activity. The coding region runs from base 1 to 912 and encodes 303 amino acids. Gene Ontology annotation, cellular component: membrane. NCBI's taxonomy places the organism in Eukaryota, Metazoa, Chordata, Lepidosauria, Squamata, Eublepharidae. The transcript has a single exon. Gene Ontology annotation, biological process: G protein-coupled receptor signaling pathway.
AUGGUGACUGAAUUCAUCUUGAUUGGGAUAUCUGAGGACCCCAGAGCACAGCUCGUGAUCUUCUCUUUGUUGGUGGUGAUAUAUUUCAUCAGCUUUCUCGGCAAUGGCCUCAUCAUCAUAUUGAUUAUUGCUGAUCUCCAGCUUCAUACUCCCAUGUAUUUCUUUCUUUGUACCCUCUCUUCUGUAGACUUCAUCAUCACCAACAAUAUAUUUCCUGAAAUGAUGGUCAACUGUUUCUUUUACAGGCCCGCCAUCUCCUUCUACAGAUGUUUAGUUCAGAUGUAUGUUGGUCUUUUACUCUUUAUAACAGAAUGUCUCCUGCUCGCCAUCAUGGCCUAUGACCGCUUUGCAGCUAUCUGCCAGCCGCUCCACUACUUUCAGAUCAUGAGCUGGAGAUUUUGCAUUGGUUUAGUGACUGCAUCGGUAGGUCUUUCCUUGCUUACAGCUGUGAUCCAUUUACUAUUGCAGCCAAUUGACUUCUGUGGACGAAAUAUCUUAAACCAUUUUGCAUGUGAGCUACAAACGUUCCUCAAGCUGGCCUGUUCUGACACACAUGCCAAUGAGAUCUUCAUGAAUGUUUCCAGCGUAUUUGUCGUAAUGAUACCCUUUUCCUUCAUUAUUGUUACAUAUGUGCGCAUAGGCUUAGCUGUACUGCGCAUUAGCACAACAAAGGGUCGGAAGAAAGCCUUCUCCACCUGUAGUUCUCACCUUACUGCAAUCAGUAUCUUUUAUGGAACAAUCAUAAUCAUGUAUAUGAUGCCCCACCCCAAAUCUUCUUCUGAUCAAGAUAAGAUUGUAUCUUUAAUGUACGGGGUUUUAACUCCGAUGCUCAAUCCUCUGAUCUACACUUUGAGAAAUAGGGAUGUGAAGGGAGCUUUCUGGAGAGUGUUUGGAAGGAAAAUAUCAGAGUAA